AUGACAGUGACAAGAGAUUUACAAUCUUCUUUGCCUGAAGAAGCGAACCGCGCGGCAACACGGCUGCGUCAUCCCCAGAACGAUGGAGGUGCAGGCUUUUGGGCCUCUGUCCCGAGAGAGGGAGAGAAAGAGAACUGUGUGGUGCUUCAACACAGCAGGCUGGUGAAGCGCGAAAACACAGAGGAGGCAGAGCAGGAAGAAAAGCGAGAGCCUUCAUGUCGACAACAGAACGACAUGGUAGAUCUGUCUUCGGGAGGACCGUGUGCUGUCGUCCCCCCCUGUCCUCGCACUGGGCAGAGCCAAGAAGCGAGAGAAGAGGAAACGCGGCAGACUUCGACUCGAUCCGGAGGUGGCUCUGCGUCGGGCUCUAGCUCUCCGUGUGGAUCCGCAAGGACUGACUGCGGGGGCGAUGCAGGCGAGCAGCUUUCAAGCGGGAGGAGACUUCUGAAGUCACUCGACAGGGCGGAGGAAGCCGGGACUGGCGCAAGCACAGAGGCAGAAAACCCUGCCUGUCGGGCGAGGAGCGAGGAAAGUCUGCAGAAAGCGUUUUCGCCGUCUUCUGGACCUGCAAGCUGGCUGGAAGGAGACGCAGAGUGUCGAGACACUGCACGCGCGGGGAGAGGCCAAGCGGUACACUCUGGGAGCACAGGCGCCACGAGGCACGACCAGCCGCAGGCAAGCGGAAAGGUCGAGGGAGAAGAACAAGGAGGAAACGAAUCGGUUGCUACGCAAGACGAGGGAGAAGCGACUUCUGAAAAAGAGAUUGAAGGCGAAGCAGGACGUGCAGCCGAAGAGGGGAACGACGCGCCGGAAGGCAACAAGCGAGAAACAGCGUCCCCAUCGUCUCCCCGUGUCUCUCUGCAAGCGUACGAAGGCGUCUGGAGAGGCAACAACCAACACGACACUGUGUUGAUUUGUUUUUCCGAUGAUGGAGGAGAGAACGCCGCCGAUGCAUGCGACCACCCGAUUCCUUCUCUCUCGUCCUCUGCGGUUUCUCUCGCUUCCUCCGGUCCUCAGUCUUCCAGUUGUUCCUUCUCGUCGACUGCCUCGGACUCUGUCAACCACCUUCUCCCCCCGCUCUCGUCUUGCCCCUCUUUCUCGCCGUCUUCUUCCUCGUUGACGGCUUCGUCUCCGACCAGUCCUUCUUCUCUCUCUUCUGAAGCGUCGUCGGUCUCCCGAGUCUGCUUCUCUUCAUUGGUGUGCUCAUCUUCCACCCUCUCCGCUUCCCCUGCUGCCGAACCGUCGCGGUCGGCCUCUGCCCCUGCCUCUCCUCCCUCAUCCUCAUCUUCUUCCUCCUCUUCUUCUCCCCGGUCUCUCUCUUGUUCUCUCUCGUCUGCGUCGUGGCUUUCUGCGGACUUGUCUCGGCGGGAUGGGGAGACUCGCUGCGGCUUCGACUUGCAGCCGACACUCCCCGAGGAGGGCGUAGCCCACCGAACGCGACGGACGCGAGCGUCUCUGUUUCCUUCUUCGGAUUUCCUCUCUGCUGCAGAAGAUUUCCCGGCUCCCCACUCCGCUCUCUCGUCUGUGGAGUGUGGCGGGCCGAAGCUGGAGAGGAGCGACGGCGUCGACUUCACCGUCGCAAGAAAACGAGGAAGGACAAGAGGAGAGAAGAAGCCAAGGCGGGACCUUCGGAGCGACGGCGCAGACGGAACAGAACUUCUUUCUGAGUGGGACAACGUGAUCUACAGAUGUCGCGAAGCCGCUCUGGAACGUGAGAAACGCCGGGGGGCCUUCGGACCCGCCCCCCUCGCCUCUCGCCUUUUACGGCAGCCUCCAGGAGCGUCGCUCCUGCCUCUCGUCGCCCUCUGGUCAACCUUAGACGAGCUCGGGAGGGAAGAGGUCAGAGCCAGACGCCCUGCACACUCACGCGCUGAAGGCGAGGAACGGAGUGGAGACCGAGAAAACGCGAAGGAAGCGUGUGGUGUGCACCUUGUAGAGGAUGAGGACAGGGGGCAACCUGGAGAGCGCGACGCCCGCCGUCCUGCACAAAUGCCAGGAGGACAAGAGAGACGAAACGAAGAAGGAGAGGGAGAAUGGAAGGGGAGAAAAGGACGAGCUGAAGAUCAGAGAGAAGGAACUCAGCGGCUGCGGCCAGAGAGGAAUGCGUCGUUUGCUUCGCCUCCUCCUCUCGUGACAGACAGUGUGUGUCUCUCGAGCGCGCGGCAGCACCAUGUGGAAGAACGCAGCGAAAUACGCGAGAGAGAAAUUUGGAGCCACGCUGGUCAAAACAACCAACUUGGUUCAACUUGUGAGAACACGGAAGGCAUUGGAGAGAGCGAGACGAGGACCCAGGUAGCCUCUGCGGGUUGGGUCCAGGGAACUGAAGGGAGGGAGGCGAGGCCAGACACGCCGAGCGCUUCAGCUCUUCUCGACUCCUCUUCUCAGUUGUCUCUGAAUGAAGUUCCUUCGUCUGUCUCCGUGUCUUCUUCUGUGGAGUUUGAUUCCUCUUCUUCGGCUUCUCCCUCUGUGACCGUCGGUGUUCCUCUUGAGGGGAAUGGAACGACACCAGCUGCGGACAGCCGCUGCGAAGACACAGAAGCUCAUCAUGUUGAUCUCUGUCACCCAUCUCAGAGCCGUCAGAAUGCCGCUUCUCUCGGGCAGAUUGCAGAAGUCACUGAACCCGAAGCUCCACCCCUUCUUGCACCUUCUUCUCUUUCUUCUUCUCCUUCUCUCUCUUCUCUGUCUUUUCCUUCUCUGUCUCAUUCUUCCUCUCUGCCACUGCAUGCGUCCGCUGUCUCCUCUGUUCCUUUGAGUGUCUCUGUGAACUGUGGCGAAGAACCUUCUUCUCCGGAGUCACCCUUGCCGGCCGCUCCUGGGGAAGCCGGUGGAGACAGGGAAGAGGCGUAUCGUCCAACAGUGUCCCCAGAGAGGGAGCAGGAGGCUGGAGAAGACGUGGGCAGCGCCGAGGCGAGAAGGAGAUCGGAAGCACAAUUGUCCGUCCCGAUCGUUCCUCUUUCGCGGCCAAUUCGCGAGACGAAGCAAGUUGAAGCGCAGCUGUCUCUCCUCCACCGUCUUCUUCUUCGAGUCGCUUCCUCACAGACUCUGUCGGGCAUGCCUCCUCCUUCGUUGUCGCCUCUGUCUUCCCCGGCUCUCAGCCUCGAGCUUCCCGCUUGCAGAGUGGCGAGGAAAGACAAGGAAGGAAAGAGGAGAGGCGGGGCGCCCCGAAGGCCGAGGAAGCGCCUGAAGACAGACGCACCACCUGCUCGGGGGAGCUUGCAGGACAGCGAAGAAGCAGCGAACAAAACGCGUCUCGAAUGCGGAAGAGGGAAGCCAGGAGAUUCGGAGAGAGAAGACGCGCAGAGCGAGGCGAGGCGUGAGCGAGAAACACGGGGAGCGGACAUGGAGCCAGUUCGAGAGAAACUGGAGAGGGCUGCUCUGGGCAAGAGAGAAGCAAAUCGAACGGUUGCGUUGGCAAGCAUUCGAUACAUCCGCCAGCGCGUUGAAGAUGCACUGGCCCGAGUGCGCUUGGUUUUCGAGAUGAAUACUGCGAUGAAAGAAACGAAAACCAAGGAAGACAGAGGUUGCGCAAAGCUGAGGGAAGGUGCAAACGAGGCACCGGAGGCGAACGAGGUGACUGCGGAACAGAGGGAAGACAUACAAAUGCGAACACAAGGCGACCGGAGCCGCGAGGAAGGCUACGCAGGAGAAGAGCGAGAGACGGGAGCAGAUCCUUCGCAAGAAGGAGAAAUGCCUGGGGAAGAGCAGGGAGAAUCUGCGAGGAUGCAGAGGAAGGUGGAGCCCGUCGAAGGCAAUGACGAGAGAGAGAACAGCGGAGACACCAGAGAGAGCGGAGUUGCGCGGAGACCAAUAUCAACGGAUUCCUCGAAGGGAGAAAAUAACGAACUGCCACAAACAAGGCGAAACUCCGGAAGUGACUCACCCGAUGCGGGAGGAGCGCCCACGCUGCCCUUGUCGUCCGCGGAAAUGGGGGUGUCGAGUUCCAACUCGGAUUCUCUCUCUUCUCCUUCUUCCGUUUCUGCUUCGCUUGCUUCUUCAUGUCCUUCGUCCUUGUCGCUGGCUGUAACUUGCCCUUCGUCUGUCUCCUCGUCUCUGCAUUUUUCGCUGCCGCUUUCGGAGCCCACAACGUCGGCGGCAACAGGCGGCUGUGGGGCAACCCAGGAGAGGCCUGGGGAGAAAGCCACUCUGUCUCCAUGUUCAGAGCAGCCGACGGAGACAGCUACCAGAUCCCUCGACAGGGAAGUUCGCCAGUUGUAUCACCUCCUCACUGACGGGGCGAACCGACGGCUGGCGCGUCUGGCUCUGCUGCGCGAGGCGCUGGAUGGCGUGUCGCUCUUCAUCGAAGAUCUCCGCGCGGAGUUUCCGGACCUCUACCUCGACAGUAUCCGUCGCUCUCUGUCGCCGCCGAAGGCCGGCCAGACCUUCUUCAGUCGCGAGUUGCAGUUCCUGGAGGAAAGCGGGGAUCUAUUUCGGGAAGCAGAGAGACAAGAGAAGGAAGUUGAGGAUGGCAGCGAAGAGCGAGAAGAGAGCGAAACGAAGGGAAAGAAAGAAAUGGAGGAAGACAAAGUAGUGGAAGGAUGGAGGAGGUCGCCCAGACGCUUGCAUGCGAAACGGGGAAGCGAGGAGAAGCCGACGCACGAGACGCAGGCAGGCGCCUCUUCCCCGUCGUAUGAUGCUUCAUUGUCUUCCGACGCUUCAUCUCGUCUAGGGUCGUCUUCUGCAUCGUUUUCUUUUUCUGGGGGCUCUUCGAACCCCGUUCCUGUCCAAUCGGUGUCUCUGCCUUCUGGCUGUCGAAUGCCGUCUCCGUCUUCUCCUUCCUGUGCGUCGUCUUCGAGGACUCCCGGGGAAUUUCCGUUCCAGUCGCCACAGGACGUUUCCGAUCUAUUUUCGCCAUCAUCUUUCUCUUGCUCGGCCUCUCUCUCUGAGAGACUAAAACGCUCUGUCGGCAUGACGCCAGGCCCUGCCCUUUCUGCUUGGCUUCGGCGUACAUCUUGUUCUCCUCUUUCGUCCUCUUCCUCGCCGUCUUCUUCCCCUCUCUCCUCUCCUUGCUCUCCCUCGUCUUCUUCCUCACCAUCCCUGUCUUCCUCCUCUUCGUCCUCGCCCUCGUCUCCCAUUUCUUCCUCUUUUCCUGGAUUUGAUGGCUCUCGUCUGACGUGGCGUGACUGGGCUGAAGAUCCGUUGCACGGUCCGCGUUCGAGGACGGAUUCGUGUCGCGUAGAAAGGAUGAUGGUGGCGUAUCACUCGUCGUUGUUGGAAGCGACUCGCGAGUCUGCGUACCAGUUGCUGGCUUCUUCACUGGUUUCUCAGGAUCCGUCUUUUCUCCGCCAGGAGAGCCCUCCUGCGCGUCGGCCUCGUUCUGUCUCUUCGGCUUCCUCCCGGUCUGUCUUUUCCCCUCCUUCGCGUUUUCCUUUCGCUGUUUCCGCUUCUGCUUCCCUCCCUGCUUCGUAUCCUUUCUCUUCUCCUGUUCCUUCCUUCUCGCCUCGCGCCCUUUCUAUGUCUCCUUCAGGCCCCGUGAGGCCUGUAAAGAGCGAUCGGUGGUGGACGACGCUGCAGGUGCAUGCUGAGAGCGGCGGAAAACGCCGGGCAGACAGAGGAGCUCUUCCCUAUUUCUUCGACCCAUUCUGUCCUCCCAGUCUCCUUUACUCCCUGCGGCGCUGGGAUCCACCCGCGUAUGCGGCUUCGCAGCCGUCUGUGCUUCCGCCUCUCUCAGAGGUCAGCGGCAGACCCGUCGUCCGUCCCGCCUCUUCUUCAACCUCGAGUUCUUCGGCUUCUGCUCCCGUGACGGCCUGCUGUGCUGACGAGGAGGCACAGACUGCUUCCCUGCGUCUCCAUCUCUCUCGGUUCAUCCCUCGAUGGUGUCUCCACUCUUCUCACCAGAACCCUCUGGCCUGUGGCGAGCGCAGAGCCGGCAUUGCCUCACGAUCCUCGUCUCAGCGGCGAGAAGAAGGAAAGAGCAGAGGACGAAGUGAGUGUGUGCCGUCGGCCGCGUCGCCUGUCCCCUCUCUGUCAGCGGGCGUUCCUUCUUCUUCCACGGCUUCCUCUUCUCCUGCUGCUGGCGGAGACAAAGAGAAGAGCAAAGAGGCAGACGAAGUCGACUUGUACGAGGGCUGUGAACGCGUGAGAGGAGUGGCGUUCUGCAGAACGACCAAGUACUGGGUCUGCAGCAAGAUGGAAAACGGGAAGCAAAAGUGCAGAUACUUCAGCACAAAGCAGUUCGGCUUUGACGGCGCUCGACGGCACGCGAUUCUUCAGCGCCAUGAGUGGAAACGCGAUGUGCGUCCCGAGCUCCUCGCUGCUCUGCAGGCUUCUUCGCCUGCCUCUUCUUCGUGCUCUUCGUCGUCUUCUUCAGGCGCUGGGUCGAGUUCUGCGUCGAAGGUGAAGGCGGACGGAAGGGCGGACGACGGAGGACGCGAGCGCGAAGAGAGAGAAGAGGAGGGCCAAGGGGGUGGAUCUCCCUCGAGGAGAGAAGAAAGAAGCGAGCGAGGAGACACUCCGGAGGAAACAGUGAAGAAGCGGAGGCGAGGCGAAGACGAAGAAGCGGUGAGGAGGACUCGAGGAACUCGGGCGUCGCCUCGGUGGCAACACAGGGCUCCACUGCUUUCUCUCUCGCCAGAGCUGCCUCUCGGCAACGAAGGCCAGGGAGAGACUAAGCGCAGGACCCGCGCCGACGCGGCGACGGCUGAGAAAACCUGGAAGUCCCUCGAGGAAGAACCAGCAGACUGUCGGAGACGCCGAUGUGCCUCUCCGUUCUCGUCGCCCUCCCCUUCUCACUCUCGAUCGCCCCCUCUCUCCACUGCCUCCAGUUUGUCUGGCUCCACCUCGGAAGCCGUGCUACGAGGAGACACUCAAGAAGACACUCAAGGAGAUACCCACGGAGACACUCGAGGAGACACGCAAGGAGACACGCAAGGAGACACACAAGGAGACACGCAAGGAGACGCAAAGGCGGCAAGGGCCGGGAGUCUUGCCUCCUUGAGUUCGCCUUCCUCUUCGGGAUCUCUUGGGAGUUCUGCUUUGCCUUCUGUUUCGUCGAGUUUCCUGUCGAGUCGACAACUGCGUCUGACUCGGCGCGUAAAUCAGCGCGUCGACGUUCGAGCGGGCGAGGGGCGGGAUGAAGAGUGUCGGACAUCCGUGGAGAUCUGCUCUGCGUCGUGGAGAGAAGGCCGGCGAGAAGAAAAAGGUGGAGAUCUCCAGGGGGGAGACAGAGCAGAAGCGCCAGAGGGUCGAUCUGUCGGUAUGUCUGGCCGACGCAGAGACGAAGAAACACUCAGAACGCAAAAAGUGGAGGAGGGCGACCUGCGACAGCUGAGAAGGAGAGCCGAGAAGGGAGACCCGCGGUCGUAUGUACCGUCGCUGCGGUACGGCUUUCUAUGCGAGCCCGGGGAAAUCGAAGAAUCCGCAAAGCUUCCUCGAGAUGUCGACUUACACAGCGACUCAGACUUCUGCACAGACAACGAGGCGGACGACGAAGAAGAGCGCCAAGUACUUCUGGGCGUCUCGCCGUCUUGGGCCAUGGGCACUGGAGGCGCUGCUCACUCGCCUGCUUCGACUUCUGUCGUUGAUACUUCUUCUCUCUCCUCUCCAGAGCAGGAGCGAGGCGAGAGUGCCAGAGAAGAGAACGGCGUCCUCACGCUCUCUUCGGAUCCAUUGAAGUCCGAAGAAAAGCAGAAUCUCCCGGCUCCUGUGUCUUCUGAAGGCUCCCGGCGUGGGCGCGCCUCAGGUUCUUCUGCGUCUGCACUCCGCAGCGCGACAGCAACGGCAGGAGAGACAGAAGAACAGAUCCUCUCGACAGUCGAGGCGCUCGUUCAACUCAGCCGAAAACUCACCUUCAACGUCAAAAUUCCCGGCAUCGGGUUUCACAAAGGCGUCGAAAGUUGGGUUUGCAUGUGGAAAGAUUUCGAAGGAAGAUCCGUCAGUCGGUACUUCCGAUGUGCGCGCUUCGGCUUUCGACGCAGCUACCGAAUGAGUGUAUGUACACUGCUUCGCCAUGGUACGCCAUCGGCAGUCAACAAGGCGCUGGUGGCGCUGAAGGAAAUAAAACGACGCCGCCGCGAGUGUCGCCGCUCUCUGGAGGAAGGACGAGAGGUGUGGGACUCCAAGUUUCAGGUGAGGGGAGACGGAGAGACAGACGAAGUUCCAGAGAAGCGCAAAAGUCGAGGCCUAGGAGCCUGUCGACGAGGAGGGAGAACAGAGCGCGGAAAAGCAGGGCACCGUGUAGAGACACCCCACAACUUCGGCGCGGGAGACGCAGAGGCCGAGGCAGCCGACGGAGACCGCAGGGAGCGGGACAAGGAGACACAAAGACUCAAAGACGAGGAACGCCUUGAACAGGAAACCGCGGACCACGCUGGCAGUGCUGCGGCUUUUGUCGGCGAGAGACAAAGACGCAGAACAGCUCGACGAGGAGGAGGAGAAGAGGUGAAAAGCGCCGAGGUUGAGGGCCAGGAGAGACAAGACGAGGAAGAAGCUGGAAGAGAAAAUGCAGGAGGGGGACAGGUCAAGGAAAAAGUUCCAGAAGAGGAACUCGCGGUCCCAGAUGCGAGGAAGGCACACAGAGAACCGGGAACGAAACGAGAGGAGGCAGAAGCCGAGGGAGAAGGGGAAAGAAAGAGUGACCCAGAUGUGGCGAAGAGCUCACGCAAACGCGAACAACAAAAACAACGCGAAGAGCUGGAGAGCCUCCCAGUCGCGGAGAGGAGAUGCCAAGAAGAGGAGCAGAAGGGCGGUGCAACGGAGGGAGAAGAGAACAAGGAAUCCGGCGUGAGGGCGCACACAGAGGGCAGUGGACGAGCAGAAGGAAACAUGUGCGAUCAAGAAGAAACGAAGGCACAUGGAACAAAAGCUGAAGGCAGGAGUGAGCAAGCGGAGGUGAAGAGAGGAGACAGAGGAGACGGAAGCGAAGACACUCCGGGUGGCGAGAAGGCAAGUGGACGUCUCGAGCGGGUCGAGACGAACGGGCGAGAGGGAAAGAGAGGUGCCAAGGAAGGCUCGAAGGAGGCGGGCGAGGAGGAGAAUCUGGCGAGACUGGAUGUGGUUUCUCGAGAGAGAAUCCUGAACGAAACGAGCACAGAUGCUUCGUCGAAGAGAGACGAGAGCGCGAGACGAAGCUGGACCGAGCCGAACGCGGGUGGGAGCGUGGAAACGGAAGCCAGCUCGAAAGAAAGUGCAGCACCGCGCGUGGAGUUCAGACUGCGCCGCAGACGUACGACCGAGACGAGAACGGCAUCGGGAGAAACCGAGAGGGCGCUCGCGCGAGGUCGCGGCGUGAAUGAGAGCGGACCGACAGAACGCUUUGGCAAGCGGGAAAGAAGGCGAACGGCGAAGGCGGAGGCGGCGCUGAAAGAGGGCGAAGAGAAGAUGAAGAGGCGAAGGAGGGAUGCGUGCUGGAUGGGUCUCCUGCAGAGAGAUGAAGAGGACGAGUUUCAACGGGCCUUAAAGCGGGGACGAAGAAGCCGGCCGAGGGGCGAGGAGAAGGGGACAGAGGAAGUCGCGUGGCGAGAGGCGCCAGCGGAAAAUGCAGAGGCAAAUGCCGGUGGAGACCUGCUUCCUGUAGAGUCUAGGAAUGGAUCAGGAGAACAGGCCGACCACGUGAGCGCUUCGGCGAGAACAACUCUUCGUUUGGGGAGCUCACAACUAUCAAACGAUGACUUCAGCCUGAACUCAUCGAGUUCGUCGCCCUCGAUGUGUUCUUCCUUUUCUUCUUCCUCGGACUCUGUCUCGCCGUCUUCCCUCUCGUCCGCUUCUUCUCGUCCGCCGUCGUCUCCCUUCCGCGAGGUGUCUGGGCCUCUUUCUCCGUCCGCGGCCUCACUGUCUUCCUCUUCGCCUUUCUCAUCUGCCUCGAGUCGAAGGCCUGUGCCUUUUUCCGCGAUCUCUCCUUCUUCUGCCUCGGAUCUGUCGACGCAGACAGCUGCAUCGAUCUCUCAGUCGACUGCUCUGGACCUCUCGCCGCAGGGAGAGCACAGGGAAACCUCUGCCUCUCCCCGACUUCCUUCUCUUUCGCCUUCUUCGCCUUCUCCUCUUCCGCCUGCGCGUGCUCCUCUCCGUGUCCCUCUCGGCGCAGCUCCUAUUCAUUCGCCAUCUAAGAAGCCUGCCGAUCAACAGCCGGGGGACCUUCGCGCUGUGACAGACUCCCGCCCUUCGAGCGGACUCGGCGGAGUCACGAAGCAUCUCCAGAGGCGCAAGAAAGCCGUGGCGAAUGUCCAUUGGAUGAAAACAAAGACGAAGCUUUCGGGGAAGCGGAGAACGUCCAGGAUGCAGGGAUAG
This is a messenger RNA of Toxoplasma gondii ME49, 10221 nucleotides long. It is a transcript of the gene AP2V2, whose product is annotated as AP2 domain transcription factor AP2V-2. The transcript is spliced from 6 exons. The coding region runs from base 1 to 10221 and encodes 3406 amino acids. The record is from RefSeq and is a predicted model, not a curated record. Gene Ontology annotation, biological process: response to oxidative stress; regulation of DNA-templated transcription. Gene Ontology annotation, molecular function: peroxidase activity; DNA-binding transcription factor activity; heme binding. NCBI's taxonomy places the organism in Eukaryota, Apicomplexa, Conoidasida, Eucoccidiorida, Sarcocystidae.